GCGGUGGUGUUGUUGUUGAGGCGGUAUGGUUCGUCGGCGCGGCCUCAAUCUUUUCCCGUGAGUUUUUGUCGUGUUCUGCGGGUUUCAUGUUCCGCGCCGCUGAGAUCAAGAGCUUCGGUAAAGCGGGAACCGGCUGGCACUUUCGGCGGACGAUGGACGAGCUGGUCCAUGACCUGGUGUCUGCUCUGGAGGAGAGUUCAGAACAAGCCCGUGGAGGGUUUGGAGACGGUGGAGAUCAUGCCCUGGCCGUCGGGUGCCUGUUGAAACGCCAGGCUCGCAAGCGGCGUGGCCGUAAACGCCGGUCCGAUAACCCUCACCCGCCGUGGGACACCUGCCACUUGAGCGAAGGCUCUGAGUCCAGCAUAGAGGAGCAGAAAGACUACCGCUCAUCCACGGCAGCAGGGGGCGCUCACACCCGCGACAACAACAGCGACUCGGAUGAGCAGCUGGGUGCGAAGCGGCGUACACCACUCACUGCUGACUCCGGCAGGGGGAAGAGACCGCUGUGGCUGGACGACUUGAGCGGAGCGGAUGGUUUGGGAACGCGCAGUUUGCGAAGGCGUCGGAAAGUCAAGCGCAUGGCUGUGGACCCGCCACUAGAUGUCGCCACCAUGCUGGCGCCGCCUUCCAGAGCGACAACGGUGGGCGGCUGCAGGGAGGUAGGGUUUAGUCCAGAGGCCAAAGGGAGCAACGGGAACAAAAACAGGGUGAAGAAAAGGAAGUUUAUGGUGCAGAGACUCGCACAGGACACGGCAGACGAAGGCGUGGUGGUGGAGAGCGAAGAGGCGGGACAAACGGCCAAAGAUAAGAUGGACUUUGAGGAGCAGAAAGGCUCAGAUGAGGAGAUGAGUGACAGGUGCGAGACGAGCAGCGUGAGUAACAGCAGUGAUGGGGGUCUGUACACAAACGAUGAGGGAAGACAAGGUGACGAUGAGCAGAGCGAUUGGUUCUAUGACGGCGAGCUGGGCGGGGCUUGUGGAAUCGCGGGUGUGGUGCCGUGGUGGGAGAGAGACUCUAAUGAACUGGACCUCAAUGACCCCGUGUUCAACAGCAUCCUGACCGGAGCGUUCCCGUUAAUGUCACAGGGAGCUCAAAGAGGGUUUCAAGUGCGGCUCGCGAGACAGGCCUGUCUUCAGCAAUCACAGGGAACCUCUCAAGGAAUUCCUGAUAGAUUACCCAGAUUAUCCCAGGAUCCUCAUGACUCGUGGUUCAGCUCUGGGGCCAGAAGAGACCAAUUGCUUUGGGAUUCUCGCAGCGACAGAAGCCACAGGAAAAGCUGCUCUUUAAAGACUGCCAGCAGACAAACAAGUGGUCAUCUUGGCUCUUUGUGUACUGGAGAUAUAAAGAGACGACGGAAAGCUGCACCUGUGGCAGCCCCAUCAUCCUCAGGUAUGGUGGGUGAGGGCGCUGCUCCUCUCCCGGAGUCAAACGUGGGGAACCGUAUGCUGCAGAGUAUGGGUUGGACCCCGGGGUCGGGCCUGGGCCCUGACGGCAGAGGCAUCACGGAGCCCAUACGUGCGUCUCAGAGGCCGAAGGGAGCCGGACUGGGCUUCAACUGAGCUCGAGCCGAGAACAGAGAGAGCAACUCACGCAGAGACGGUGCCCUGGGCCCGGGGGGCCGCCUUUCUCUCCGUUAACCGCAGCCAGCCAGUAGAGGGCAGCACUGAGGUGACAUAGAUAUAGGAAAAGAUGAUGGACAGAAUGAAACGGAAUGACACCUGCACUGGCCCAGACAAGGACUGACUCUAGAGCUGCCUCACUGCCACCACACACACACACACACCGACUCAUUUCAACACAACCGUUAAAGCAAAUUAACUUUGGAAAAAAACAUUAUUCACCAAAAAAGUAUCAUUACAGUCAAAAAUUUGCCAUUUGUAAUGAAAAUGUUUCUGACAGUACAGUAAGAAUUUCAUGAAGAAAUAUUUAACUGCAAACAUCAUAGGAAAAACAAGUAAUAAAUUAUACUUUGCAUAACGAAAAUGAAGCCUGUUCAUAAAACCAUUAAGACUUUGUGUAUUAUGACGUUAUUUUCAUGUUAAGCACAUUUCCCUCAACAUUCUUGUUACUGUAAUGAAAAACUUUAGA
Messenger RNA from Sinocyclocheilus anshuiensis, 2088 nucleotides. Its product is annotated as G patch domain-containing protein 2-like. NCBI's taxonomy places the organism in Eukaryota, Metazoa, Chordata, Actinopteri, Cypriniformes, Cyprinidae. The record is from RefSeq and is a predicted model, not a curated record. The coding region runs from base 87 to 1559 and encodes 490 amino acids. Gene Ontology annotation, molecular function: nucleic acid binding. The transcript has 10 exons.